Molecule: messenger RNA, 2811 nt
Organism: Branchiostoma floridae (Florida lancelet)
Lineage: Eukaryota; Metazoa; Chordata; Leptocardii; Amphioxiformes; Branchiostomatidae
Product: beta,beta-carotene 15,15'-dioxygenase-like
Exons: 3
Coding region: 229-1833 (534 amino acids)
Biological process (GO): carotene catabolic process; retinal metabolic process
Molecular function (GO): carotenoid dioxygenase activity; beta-carotene 15,15'-dioxygenase activity
Source: RefSeq, a predicted model, not a curated record
CAGACCGAAGUUGACUCGACACAAAAAUUGGAAUAUUUGCAUGUGUGACCCCACGUGCCUUCUCCUUUAAAUUGUGAGGCGAUCUAAUCGUCUUCCUUUUCCUUAAAACCCGCGUCGGAGCUCCCUGGGUACAAGGACAAUUUUUGGUGAGGACAACAGAAGUUCAGUAGUCUAGAUCUCUCAUUUCAAUACUUUUCUUUGGAGUUCUGGGAUAAGAAGAAGUCAGCAAUGACGUUUUCCACGCGCCGCGCGUGUGUUCUCCUGGUUCUGACCCUGUCGGUGGUUUCAGCCACACCCAAACAUCUGAUGGACCUCUUCAAGACAAAUGUGCAGGAACUCCAGCACGUUCCGAUGAAGUACGACUCCAAAAACACCAUCCCGAAAUGGCUGGAAGGAACUCUGGUCCGGAAUGCACCUGCGAUGUUCGAGCUUGGUGGCCGUUCAGCCAUUCACGUGUUCGAUGGUUUUGCCAAGAUUCACAGCAUAGCCAUUGGACAGCAGGCCAUCAACUUCACUUCGGCUUUCCUACAAACUAGUGCCUACACAAGAGCGUCUCUACAAACUACAAUGUACCCUCUUUUACUUGUCUUUACCAGAUCUAAGGCGGCUAACCGUUAUGCCCCAGCCAUCACGUUCUACGGAGUCGACCCAGGGUUCAACCCCGUUGAAAGGUUGGAAGCCUUCGAGUUUCCUUACGACAACACCGACGUCAAUGUGUGGAAGUACGGACACGGGGACAACAGUGUGUACGCCGCGCUCACAGACGCUUGGGUCUACUCUAAAUUUGACCUGGAAAGUCUUGCCACACAAGGAGUUGAUAUUCCUGAAGUGAGUGGCAUUCAUUGGUCUCGUCUUGUCCAGUCCUGUGCCCACCCUCUCAUAGAACCCGGUACAAACUACAGCAUUAACUACUUAAUGUUCCCUAGCUUGAUCCCCGGUCAGAAACAACAGUACUACGUGAUAAGGAUUAAGGACCUGAACACUUUCGAGGUUUUGGCCAACUUUCAGUCAGACAAGGCAUCGUACAUGCAUAGUUUUGCCCUGACUGAAAAUUACGCCGUGUUUUUUGUUCAACCCGCCUUCUUUGACUUUAUAAAAAUGGUGAACACAGCGAUGGUGGGAGAUGCUCUGGGAUGGUUUCCCGAUGAAAAAACACAAGUAGUAGUCGUCAACCUCAAAACAGGCAAGAUAGACACGGUAGAAACCGAUCCCAUAUUUUACACGCAUCACGCCAAUGCUUACGAAACGGCCGAUGGAAAAAUCGUUGCCGACGUCUGUCAGUUUGGGGAGGGGGCGUCUGUUUUUGCUGAUUAUAAGCUCCCUAUGUUGCGAAACCUAACCACACUACACCAAAGGCCUUCCAAAUCCAGGCUUUAUCGUUACACUAUUGAUAUAGUAAACAAGUCCGUUCAAACUAAAACCUUCCGCAGUGACGAUCCCUUGCAGGACUAUCUCCACAAAAUUGACGUCCCGAUCAUUAACGAAAACUACCGAGGCCGCCACUACUGUUACCUUUAUGGCGUCGUUUUCGACUUUUCUCCUUCCAACGCUCUAAACGGUACGUUCGCUUUGGUAAAAAAGAACCUGUGCACCCCUGGGAAAGAUCUCUAUUGGUACCACCCGAAUCAUUUCGUCAGUGAGCCGAGCGUUGUCCCCAAUCCCGAAGGGAAAGCCGAAGAUGACGUAGUUGUCCUCUCGGCUGUUUUCGAUGCCGAUCUGGGCAAAAGCUAUCUUCUCAUUCUCGAUGGCAAAAGUAUGAAGCCUAUCAACACCGCCUACAUGCCAACAUACAUUCCGUUUGGCUUCCAUGGAAAGUAUUUUCCCAAGGAAUGAGCUGGUUUUUUGGGUUGUUGCUUACAUAUUGCACGGUUGGCAAGUCUGGAGAUGAUGAAUUCCGUUUAUAUAAAUCAAGUGGUACUUCACUUUAAAAAAACAUUUCUGUAAUAAAAGUCCCUUUUCCAAAAAAUAAUUUCAUCAGGUUGGCAUAUUGGAGUUUUCUUUUACACAACCAGUAACGUAAGUAACGUAAAGUGAGAGACAUUAUUGGCUGUGCAAGAGAAGCCUUUAAUAACCCAUUAGCUUUUGUAAAAGGUUAAACGUUGGGAGGAAAGGGCUUUGUAUGGCCAAAAAAUUUAUAACAGGUUAUAACCUCCUUGGUAUGGAUUUUGUUUACACCAACCAACCAACCCACCCUGCCCACACAGUACAAUGGCAAUUUGACAAAAUGCUGGCCUAGAUCUUAGCGGACUAUAACCUUUAAGACAUAUCAACGAUACGUCUUACAUAAAAUGACCAAAAGUGACCUAUAAUCCUUACAUAAAAUGACCAAACAAAGGAAUAAACACAUUCGUGAAAGGUACAAAGUAUCAACCACGGUUGUUUCGCAGAACUUUAGCCCUUGCACAGAAUGCAUCAUUCAUAAUUAAUCAGACUUAAUUAUGCGGAUACUUCAAAAUAUAUGUAUACCAAGAUGAUGUUGUCUUGAUUUAUCAAAAGCUUUGAUAUUAUUUGAUGAAUGAUUGCUAAAGUCUAUACACAAGGUGGAAAAUACACCACACUACUACUGUCACUAGGACUCUGUACAUUUCCUCAUGGCUGAUUAUAAUGAAGACGGCUACUAUAAUAGUUACAAUAUCUUUAGAUAGAUAUUGUUUGAGAGCUACUUUUUCUCGUUUUAGAGGAAUGAUAAGGAUAAUGUUAUACCUAAAGGGAUCACCUUUAUCUGUAUAAAAUAGAAGAUCAAUAAAUCUGGUAUCGGAGGCACAAAUAUCCUGUACAUGGUUAUGUGCACAUUUUGUAUGAAAUGGCCUA